ACUGAAUCACUGAAAACUACGAGUAGUCCGCCAGAGGUAACUGUAACUCUUCUACGGAAUGAGGAUCUUCCGGGAAAAUCAGUACCACUGAAUAAGCGUCAAUUGCCAAUCGACAUUUUGCUUUUGACGGUGAAGGAUUGGGAAUUUCUAGCUUGUAUUUCGUGUUUCAAUCGCGACUUCUGUAGAAGUUACUGCAAAGAGCUUUGUCAAGACGUGUACCUAGGCGAAAUUGGGAACGAUGACAUGAUGAUAAAGAUCGCUGUGGUGAAGUGUUACACAGGAUCCAACGUUCCACAAGGAUCUUGUGUUGUCGUAAUGAAAGCAGUCGAAGUCUUGGGGCCUAAAGCGAUAUUCAGUGUGGGUUGCUGUGGUGGCUUAGACCGUGCAAAAGUAAAACUUGGGGACGUGGUAGUGUCAGUGAAGCUGAUAUCAUAUUCCUCCUCCAAAGUCACGGACAAAGGCGCUACAGAACGUGGUGUAAGAGUUCCAUUGAAAACCAAUAUUUCAAAACUGAUGUUAAAUGCUGCACAUGGUUGGAAAGCCCCAUUGAAGAAUCCAAAAGAAUUUGAAGUCGAGAUCCACCAAGGAGUGUUUCUGAGUGGCCCAGAAAGUGUUGAUAGCAGUGCGCGGCGUGAGGCACUCAACCAACGCUUCUCAGAAGCCUAUGUUAUUGAAAUGGAGGGCGAAGGUAAGUUAAACAAAUUCUAGCUACCUCAGUGAUAUGUUCUCUUCUAAAAGUAAUAAUGUUUGAAGUCUCAAUUUGCAGGGUGUGAAAAUGGUUGUCUUCCCAAAUUCAUUAGACUGAGGUUUUAAGUUUGCAUGUAUAUCAGGGGGUGCAUCUGUAUGAGUGCAUAUAAUAGUUGACAUCAAAUUAGAAUAACGGUGACUGUAAAUCUCGGUAGUCUGCUUCUGACUGCCUGCCCCACGCCUUAAGAGGUUCUCGUUCGUGUUGUUUGGAUUGACCAAAAUCUAUUCUUAGAAUUAAAUGCAUACAUGCAUCCUUAAUCAAUCGAGUUUGUAAAGGUUUCAAAAGGUGGGUAGUGCCAUCCUUUGAAGAAGUCUGUAUCCAGUGGACAACGCAAUUGGUUUCCCUAAUACCUAUCCGCUGGAUAGUGAUUUAUCCGUUGGAUAGCGCUAUUCAGCGUUUGAACAAUUGGGUCCUGAACUAUUCAUCUGCGGAGGGGGCGGAUGGACGGGGGGGGGGGGGGGGGGAAAUGAGUAGAGAGGUGAAGGGAGGUGUGCUGCCCAGAUUUAGAGAGGUUUCUCGAGUGGGAGCGUAACUUUUUGUUCUCCUCUCGCAUGUGGCGGGGUGUGUGUUUUGUGUUGGUUGGGUCGUGUUGUUUGGGUGAGUGGGGGUGGGCCGCGGGUUGGGGGGCGGGGGGGGGGGGGGGGGGGGGGGGGGGGGGGGGGGGGGAGGAGAACCAGGCGCAAGAGCAUACAACAUAAGAUGACUGGUCAGCUACUCCUUGGUACUUAGUCAACAAACUGAUUGUGAUUCAGAUCUUCAGAAUGUAUACAGUCCCACUUUAAACAAAUGUGGUUAGUUGAUGACACAGCAGGAGGUGGACGAAUUGUACCGUUAUUGAUCUAGUACAAACCCUUAGGUACUAUAUGGUCAGUGGUUUAAAAGAGCGGCUGACUGUUAAGUGCCAGGAUUUGAAAAAUUGUAAUAAGCACAAAGUGUGAUAGGGUGUAUUAAUAGAAAAUAACCGUAAGACUGGAGGUAAACGCCAACUUGGUGCUCUCAUAGGCCAGUAUUGUAAUGCAAAAAACCAUGCAUAGAAUGGAGUAACCUUAACAAUCGCAACGGGUCAACCACGUGCAGCCCAUGUUAUUUUCACGAAGGGGUGCAAACCCAAAUUUACAUGCUUCAUGCGAACAAUCGAGUCAUUCGAAGAUUGCAAUUGCUGUAAUUAUAUCAUGCCCUCAGCUAACUUGUUAGUUUACAGUUCUUGGUGGCUAAGAUCUGAAUUUAAGUCUAAAUUUAAGCCCUAGGCCAAACGUCCAACUUUUCAUGAGAAAUUUUCAUGGGUUAGUGACUUAAGUUCAUGAAAAGUUGAACGUCGGGCUCAGUUAAGUUCGUCUGAAUGAGUUUGGAUCGUCCAACACGUUCUAUCCGUCUGAUUCAGACGGAUAGAACGUCGACGCGUCCUAAGUUCGACGUCUGAGCCAACAGGCGAUCUUAGCUUCAUUAAGUUCCACCCAAAUUAGAGUUUGGUUCGUCUCAUGAAAGUUCGACGUUUGGCCUGGGCCUAAGUCGUGUUCAUCCUGACUUUCCUUGACCUUUAACCAGGACUUGUCCUAAAUGUACCCACAGAUGCUGGUAGCGAUUUAACAACAUAUCUGCGUUUUCCUUGCGCUUCUCAUAAGUCUAGAUUUUUGCUAGAAAGCACACUUGUCCUUACAAUUAUUUUUAGGUGUUUAUACAGCGGCCCAAGAGCUGGAUAUUCCGUGGACUAUAAUUAAAGGCGUCUCGAACUACGCAGAUGGAGGAUUGUUUGAGCCAAAUCCUUGGAAAAAGUUCGCGAGUUUAAUGGCAGCUUCUUUAACUGCUCAUCUUCUUAGUAAUCCUAUUGCUUUCAAAGACUGGCCUCACUAUCAAAGUACA
Porites evermanni is the source of this 2608-nucleotide messenger RNA. NCBI's taxonomy places the organism in Eukaryota, Metazoa, Cnidaria, Anthozoa, Scleractinia, Poritidae. The record is from the annotation of a GenBank genome assembly.